This is a messenger RNA of Botrytis byssoidea, 948 nucleotides long. RefSeq lists its product as uncharacterized. Bases 1 to 948 code for a protein of 315 amino acids. Lineage: Eukaryota; Fungi; Ascomycota; Leotiomycetes; Helotiales; Sclerotiniaceae. The transcript has a single exon. The record is from RefSeq and is a predicted model, not a curated record.
AUGAGUGACCUUGUGGUUCCUCCGGAUUACGAUGGACUAUGGAGUCGUGAAAUUUGGUUACAAAAUCAGACCAAUCUUCAAGCGAUCCGUCCAUUUAUCUCCGCGGUUGACUUUACUAUUCCAUCCGGGCCCUCAAACGACUUGCAAUCACAUGAAAAUGACGCGGCCAAAAUCUACGGGCGGAUAACCAUUCCUGUUCUAGCUCAAAAUGCUACUUUUACAGAGGAUAACGAGAAUUGGAACGCAUUGACGGCCUUCGCGCCAACUCUCGAAAAGUUUCUUUGUAUGGCUUCCAAAGUUUUGAGGCAAGAUCUAGAGGAAAUUUUGCCAAGACCUCAAGGCAGAACUCAGAGUGACUAUAAAGCUGCUCUUGAGAUUUGCCAGCGUGCUCUACCCGCUGAUCAAGGUGGAAUGCCUUUUAGUGACGAAAUACGUAGUGUUAAUUGCUUUUCUCAUGUUCGAAUAUCGGCAAAUAUCUCGAUGGGAAACCCCUGGGAGAAACUCAAACCAGAUACAGAUACCGGAGCUUGUGGGCCUUGGGUCGUGGUAGUUCCAUGGGGUCAAUGGGGCGUCUCUGGUGAUUGGCUAUAUGGGGGAAGAAUGGUGACCCCCCAUUACAGGAAUCAGGGGUCGUAUCCCGGCAGUUCAUUCCAGGUGCGGAAAGAAAAGUAUGUUCAUAAUACCCCAUUUCUCCCGAUUCCGGGUAACGAAAGGUAUCAAUUCGAAUUUUUCAUGCCGCACCUUCCCGAACAUAACGGGGAGGAUUAUGAGAGAAUGGCGGAAGAAGAAAAGGAAUUGUCAACAAAUUGCCCGCCGAUGAGAAAUCCUGAUAGGUUUGGAGGAACUACGCACUAUGCUGCGAUGGCGUGCCAAAAUGGUAUCCCUAGUUUCCCGCGAAUUCCUCCAGCCAAUGGGGUAACACCAACAGGCUCCCAUCUCGGCUUGUAA